CCGGGUGGAGGAGGAGGCGAAGGAAGGGAACCCGGUCCCUGAACCAGGUCCUUCGACCAGAGCUUUUUCCAUGUGGAGGCUCUUUCAAUGGACGUGUCCCCGCGUGCUUCUUAGACGGUCUGCGGUCUCCUAAAGGUCGACCAUGGUGGCCGGGACCCGCUGUCUUCUAGCGUUGCUGCUUCCCCAGGUCCUCCUGGGUGGCGCGGCCGGUCUCAUUCCCGAGCUGGGCCGGAGGAAGUUCGCGGCAUCCACUGGCCGCUCGUCUUCCCAGCCCUCGGACGAAGUCCUGAGCGAGUUCGAGUUGCGGCUGCUCAGCAUGUUCGGCCUGAAGCGGAGACCGACCCCCAGCAGGGACGCCGUGGUGCCCCCCUACAUGCUGGACCUGUACCGCCGGCACUCGGGUCAGCCAGGCGCACCCGCCCCGGACCAUCGGCUGGAGAGGGCAGCCAGCCUCGCCAACACCGUGCGCAGCUUCCACCACGAAGAAUAUUUGGAAGAAUUGCCAGAAAUGAGUGGGAAAACAACCCGGAGAUUCUUCUUUAAUUUAACUUCUAUCCCGACUGACGAGUUUAUCACCUCAGCAGAACUUCAGGUUUUUCGGGAACAGAUGCAGGAAACUUUGGAAAACAACAGCAGUUUCCAUCACCGCAUUAAUAUUUAUGAGAUUAUAAAACCUGCAGCAGCCAACUUGAAGUUCCCCGUGACCAGACUUUUGGACACCAGGUUGGUGAAUCAGAACGCAAGCAGGUGGGAGAGCUUUGAUGUCACCCCUGCUGUGAUGAGGUGGACCGCGCAGGGGCUCACCAACCACGGAUUUGUAGUGGAAGUGACCCACUUGGAGGAGAACCAAGGUGUCUCCAAGAGACACGUCAGGAUUAGCAGGUCUUUGCACCAAGAUGAGCACAGCUGGUCACAGAUCAGGCCACUGCUAGUAACGUUUGGCCAUGAUGGGAAAGGACACCCCCUCCACAAAAGAGAAAAGCGCCAAGCAAAACACAAACAGCGCAAACGCCUUAAGUCCAGCUGUAAGAGACACCCUUUGUAUGUGGACUUCAGUGAUGUGGGGUGGAAUGACUGGAUUGUAGCCCCCCCGGGGUACCACGCCUUUUAUUGCCAUGGGGAAUGCCCUUUUCCGCUGGCAGAUCACCUGAACUCCACUAAUCAUGCCAUUGUUCAGACGUUGGUCAACUCCGUUAAUUCUAAGAUUCCCAAGGCGUGCUGUGUACCAACGGAACUCAGUGCUAUCUCCAUGUUGUACCUUGAUGAAAACGAAAAGGUCGUAUUAAAGAACUAUCAGGACAUGGUUGUGGAGGGUUGUGGGUGUCGUUAGCACAGCAAAAUGAAAUAAAUACACACACACACACACACACACACACACACAUAUAUUUUAAGAAAAAAGCAAAAAAAAAAAAAAAAAAAAAAAAAAACCAAGUUGACACUUUAAUAUUUCCCAAUGAAGACUUUAUUUAUGGAAUGGAAUGGAGAAAAAAAAAAACACAGUUAUUUUGAAAAUAUAUUUAUAUCUACAAAAAGAAGUUGGGAAAACAAAUAUUUUAAUCAGAGAAUUAUUCCUUAAAGAUUUUAAAAUGUAUUUAGUUGUACAUUUUAUAUGGGUUCAACCCCAGCACAUGAAGUAUAAUGGUCAGAUUUAUUUUGUAUUUAUUUACUAUUAUAACCACUUUUUAGGAAAGAUAGCUAAUUUGUAUUUAUAUGUAAUCAAAAGAAGUAUUGGGUUUGUACAUAAUUUUCCAAAAAUUGUAGUUUUCAGUUGUGUGUAUUUAAGAUGAAAAGUCUACAUGGAAGGUUACUCUGGCAAAGUGCUUAGCACAUUUGCUUUUUUGCAGUGCUACUGUUAAGGUCACAAGUUCAAGUCCAGAAAAAAAAAAAAAAAGUGGAUAAUCCACUCUGCUGACUUUCAAGAUUAUUAUAUUAUUCAAUUCUCAGGAAUGUUGCAGAGUGGUUGUCCAAUCCAUGAGAACCUACGUCCUUAUUAGGUGGAAUAUUUGGAUAAGAACCAGACAUUGCUGAUCUAAUAAACACUCCCCUACCCCUUAACUUGCAGAAAGAAUAAAGCAGGACCAAUAGAAAUAAUUAGGAAAAUGAUAAACCUGCAGGAAAGUGAAUAAUGGUUUGUUGUUCUUCUUUCCUAAACUAGUGAUCCCUUCAAAGGGGUUGGUCUGGCCAAAGUAUUAAAUAAAACAUAAGAUUUCUUCAUUAUGAA
Molecule: messenger RNA, 2221 nt
Organism: Lutra lutra (Eurasian river otter)
Lineage: Eukaryota; Metazoa; Chordata; Mammalia; Carnivora; Mustelidae
Gene: BMP2
Product: bone morphogenetic protein 2
Exons: 3
Coding region: 143-1330 (395 amino acids)
Biological process (GO): BMP signaling pathway; negative regulation of transcription by RNA polymerase II; SMAD protein signal transduction
Cellular component (GO): extracellular region
Molecular function (GO): cytokine activity; BMP receptor binding; growth factor activity
Source: RefSeq, a predicted model, not a curated record